Molecule: messenger RNA, 1091 nt
Organism: Macrobrachium nipponense
Lineage: Eukaryota; Metazoa; Arthropoda; Malacostraca; Decapoda; Palaemonidae
Product: N-acetylgalactosaminyltransferase 7-like
Exons: 6
Coding region: 123-1091 (322 amino acids)
Biological process (GO): protein O-linked glycosylation
Cellular component (GO): Golgi apparatus
Molecular function (GO): polypeptide N-acetylgalactosaminyltransferase activity
Source: RefSeq, a predicted model, not a curated record
UAUCAACUUAAGAAGGGAAAACAUUGUUAAAUCAAUCAAAUUUAUCCCUUAUGGCAAUGAAUUUUCUUUGGUUUUUAUCUUUUAAGUGAUAAUUCAGUAGUUCUGUUCCCAGUUCAUGCACCAUGUUUAUUGUAGAGGGGCAAAGUAACUUAAAGUUUUUGAAUGCCGUCAGGAUGCGUAUUAUGCAAUUUCGUCGUGGUCGCCUUCUGAAGGUGACAUUAGGAGUAGCUGGAGUGAUAGUAAUUUUAUUCUUCUUAGCAUCAAAUUCCCCUAAUGCGCCUUCAUCUCUCAGAUCAGCUGGUGCUUUUAUGAGUAAAUCCAAACAGGAAGUAGCAUUUUUACCUGACAAGCCUGGCAACUUUGAGCCAACAAAUCCUCCUGCAAGAAAUGGCCCUGGUGAAGGAGGCAAAGCAUAUCAUUUACCACCAAAUAAACAGAAUGAAGGUUCCCAGUCUGUCAGUGAAUAUGGUAUUAACAUGGUGGUUUCAGAUGAAAUCCCUAUGGAUCGUGUCAUACCAGACACAAGGCAUCCAGAGUGCAAGCAUUGGGAAUAUCCUGAAGAUCUUCCAACUACAACAGUAGUUAUAGUGUUUCAUAAUGAAGGAUUUUCAACUUUGAUGAGAACUGUUCAUACUGUUGUUGACAGAUCACCCCCACAAUUUUUAAAAGAAGUUCUUCUUGUAGAUGACUACAGUGAUAAAGCUGCAUUAAAGGAACCAUUAGAAGAUUACAUAACUAGAUGGAAUGGCAAAGUGCGAUUGAUAAGAAAUAAGGAGAGGCAAGGGCUUAUUCGUACACGUACAACAGGAGCUGAAGAGGCUAGAGGAGAGGUUGUGCUGUUUUUGGACGCCCACUGUGAGGUCAAUAGGAAUUGGCUUCCACCUCUUUUAGCACCUAUUUAUAGGGAUAAGAGUACUAUGACUGUACCUGUAAUUGAUGGUAUUGAUCAUGACACUUUUGAAUACCGUCCUGUGUAUGGUGCCGGCAGCAACUUCCGAGGUAUAUUUGAGUGGGGAAUGCUCUACAAGGAAACAGAAUUACCACAAGAAAUAGAACGUCAGAGACAACACAAAAGUGAACCAUACAAGUAA